Mastomys coucha (southern multimammate mouse) is the source of this 2033-nucleotide messenger RNA. RefSeq names its product aarF domain containing kinase 5 (gene Adck5). Lineage: Eukaryota; Metazoa; Chordata; Mammalia; Rodentia; Muridae. The record is from RefSeq and is a predicted model, not a curated record. Bases 126 to 1874 code for a protein of 582 amino acids. The transcript has 15 exons.
ACUCUAUCUAGGUCUGUGUGGAGAGUGUGGGCCGGUGCGCAAGCGCGUUGCCUCUCCUUCCCGCGGGGUUGGCUGGACACCGGGGACGUCUGCGGUGAAACCGGGAAGAGAGCACUGCCGGGGACAUGUGGCGGCCGAUGGGACUGUGCCACUUCCACUCCACCCUGCUGCAGAGCAGGCAGAAGCCCUGGCCGUGCCCUGCUAUAUUCUUUAGGAGAAACUUCAAGAGCCCACUGGCAAGGACCUCGAGAACCAGGCUGCUGUGGGGGAGGACACUCUCUGCCACUGUGGUGGGGACUCCCUUCCUCCUUGGAGCCCACUAUUUCAUGUUGGAGGCAUCAGAAAGGAGAAAACUGCGACUUGCAGUCGAUGGUAUCGGGCGCUUUGGCAGGUCUGUGCAGAUUGGUCUGUUCAUCUCCCUGGACUACUGGUGGUGCACAAAUGUUGUCCUUCGAGGAGUGGAAGAGAACAGCCAGAAGUAUGUGGAGAUCAUGUCUGCAUGUCACCAGCGUGCGGCUGACGCCCUGGUGGCUGGAGCCAUCCGCAACGGGGGCCUCUAUGUGAAACUGGGCCAAGGGCUGUGCUCCUUCAACCACCUGCUGCCAACAGAGUACAUCCAGACGCUGCGUGUGCUGGAGGACAAGGCCCUGAUUCGGGGUUUCCGGGAGGUGGAUGAGCUGUUCCUUGAAGACUUCCAGGCACUCCCUAAUGAACUCUUUCAGGAGUUUGACUAUGAGCCGAUGGCUGCUGCAAGCCUGGCUCAGGUGCACCGUGCCAAGCUACACGAUGGCACUGAUGUAGCUGUAAAGGUACAGUACAUUGACCUACGAGACCGCUUUGAUGGGGAUAUACACACACUGGAACUCCUGCUACGGCUCGUGGAGCUCAUGCACCCCAGCUUCGGCUUCAGCUGGGUCCUGCAGGACCUGAAGGGGACCCUGGCCCAGGAGCUGGACUUCGAGAAUGAGGGCCGGAAUUCUGAGCGCUGUGCUCAGGAGCUGAAGCACUUCCGCUAUGUUGUUAUCCCUCGGGUGUACUGGGACAGGUCCAGCAAGCGGGUGCUGACAGCUGACUUCUGUGAUGGCUGUAAGGUGAAUGACAUGGAGGGCAUCAAGAGUCAGGGGCUGGCAGUGCAGGAUGUAGCAAAGAAGCUGAUCCAGACUUUUGCUGAGCAGAUCUUCCACACUGGCUUCAUUCACUCCGACCCCCACCCUGGCAAUGUUCUGGUGCGGAAAGGUCCAGAUGGAAAAGCAGAGCUGGUGCUCCUGGACCAUGGGCUCUACCAGUUCCUGGAUGAAAAGGACCGAUCUUCUCUGUGCCAGCUGUGGCGGGCCAUCAUCCUGAGGGACGACGUUGCAAUGAAGACACAUGCAGCUGCACUUGGGGUCCACGACUACAUGCUUUUCUCUGAGGUGCUCAUGCAGCGACCUGUGCGCCUGGGCCAACUGUGGGGUUCCCACCUGAUAAGCCGGGAGGAGGCGGCCUACAUGCAGGAAAUGGCCCAUGAGCACUUUGACAGCAUAAUGGCAGUGCUCAAGGCAUUGCCACGGCCCAUGCUGCUAGUGCUUCGGAACAUCAACACGGUGCGCGCUAUCAACUCAAGCCUGGGCACCCCUGUUGACCGCUACUUCCUCAUGGCCAAGAGUGCUGUCUGGGGUUGGAGCCGCCUGGUGGGUGCAGCGUACCAAGGCAUUUACAGCAGCAGCCUCCUGCGCCACAUCAAGGUCAUCUGGGAGGCAGUAAAGUUUGAGGUGGCUCUGAGGCUGGAGAUCCUAGCCAUGCGGCUCACUGCCCUCAUGCUGCGUGUUCUGGUCCGCCUGGGCUUUGCCCCCAAGGCUGAGGCUGAGGAGGUCUAUCAGUACCUGGAGAUGUAGUUCCCUGAGCCAGAAUGACUGCAAAGCUGCCAGGGCAAACAGUUUCCAUCCAGCACGGGCACACCGCACAAGCCCCAGUGUACUUCUCUACAACCGGGGCCUGCAAUGGGGAUACACUUAUGGGGCUCUUAAACACAAUGACCACACGCUCGUCUGAAA